Messenger RNA from Rotaria socialis, 1383 nucleotides. NCBI's taxonomy places the organism in Eukaryota, Metazoa, Rotifera, Eurotatoria, Philodinida, Philodinidae. The record is from the annotation of a GenBank genome assembly.
AUGGCUAGUCCACGUACUCGGUCUCUUUUGAAAGAUCUUAAAUUAAAAGAUGAUAAUAAUGUGUGUUUCGAAUGUGGAGCAUUAAAUCCUCAAUGGGUAUCGGUUUCUUAUGGUAUUUUUAUAUGUCUUGAAUGUUCGGGGAAACAUCGUGGAUUAGGUGUUCAUUUAUCAUUUGUACGCUCAAUAACCAUGGAUAAAUGGAAAGAAAUGGAAUUAGAAAAAAUGAAAGUAGGUGGUAAUCGUCGAGCAAAAGAGUUUUUAUCUGCACAACCCGAUUAUAAUGCCAAUUCGAUGAGUUUACAACAGCGAUAUAAUUCUCGUGCUGCUGCUUUUUAUAGAGAUAAAAUAAUUACAGAAGCACAAGGUAAAACAUGGUCAAUUAGUACAUCAUCAGCUCAAAAUCAUAGUUCGCCUUAUACGUCAUCAUCAUCAAUAAAUUAUACUGAAAAACCGUCGAGACAAACAUCAUCCGAGUGGACACAAAAUAGUAAUAAAUCAUCAGAACAACGAACUCAAGAUUAUGGUGGGGGUGGUGGUAGUGGUGGUUAUCAAAACAGUGGUUCAAAUGAUCAACAAUAUUCAUCUGGUCUUGGUAGCGGUAAUCCAAAAUAUUGGGGUUUUGGAAAUACAAAUUAUGAUACAUCAUCGCAACAACAAUCAUCAAAUCCUGAUUUGCUUGCAUCGUCAAUUUCAAACAUGAGUGUUAAUGCCGCUAAAUGGGCUGGUGUUGCUAAAGAGUCCAUGUUUAAAAUUUCGAAAACAGCAGCUGACAAAGCAACUGAGCUGACAUCAAAAGUAACGGAACAAGCUAAAGAUGGUUCCCUAUUGACUAAUGUUCAAACGGGAGUAACAAGUAUUGCAUCGUCCAUGGGUAAAAUAGGAACGAAAACAUGGUCGGAUAUGCAAUCAUUAUGGGCAGGAAAAGAUUAUCAUUCGUAUAAUAGCGAAGAUCAACGAUUAAAUAAUAGUCAGCAUUAUUCGGACCCUAACGAAGGAUUCUCUUCGUAUCAAAGCCACUCAUCGUCGUCGUCAACAUAUCAUAAUGAUUCUGGCUAUCAGAAUACCUUUAGUAAUUCACCAACUCCUCAACAAGCACAACUCACCCUGUCUCAAUCAAACACUGAAAUUUCGAAACCACAACGUGAUGUUAGUUUUGAAUCUUGGUUAAAUGAUGAACCCAUUUCGAAACCAUCAAGUGCCUCAUCUCGAGCGACAUCUUCCAAAAAGACAGGAAAUACAAAUUCAUCUGCUGGAUCCAAAACUAAACAAGUAUCGGCACCAGCACCUGUGUCGGUGCCGGCACCUAAUUUAAUUUCGUUUGAUGAUGAAAAAUGGGCGGAUGAUGAUGAUGCUGGGUGGGAAUCGAUUGAUACUAGAAAAUAG